This is a messenger RNA of Gamsiella multidivaricata, 671 nucleotides long. Its product is annotated as mitochondrial ribosomal subunit S27-domain-containing protein. The transcript is spliced from 2 exons. Lineage: Eukaryota; Fungi; Mortierellomycota; Mortierellomycetes; Mortierellales; Mortierellaceae. The coding region runs from base 163 to 486 and encodes 107 amino acids. The record is from RefSeq and is a predicted model, not a curated record. Gene Ontology annotation, cellular component: mitochondrion.
GGGCACUGCAAUAAGUUGAGUGAGACAUCCGCCAGAUAGCGGAUGUUCAAUUAGACAUCAUUCCGUAAUUGAAUGAGGGACUGUCCCUGAACUGGGCGCGCAUAACAACAUGAUCGGAUCUUUCACUCUCGGCCCCCCUCCCCAAGUUUCAAUCACUCCACCAUGUCGAUGACAACCCCGGCUGCGGGCAAGCUCACGCUGCUCAACAAGUUAUCAUGCGCCAUCUUCGGGAACGUAUACAAUCCCCAGGGACUUCGCACGGGCAACAAAAUCCUUCGUCAGCGCCUUGUCGGACCAACUGUCAACUCAUACUACCCCAAUGUCAAGCAGAUCAGGUUGCGUGAGAUCACAAGGAUGGCACCCGAGAUGAAUCUGGUUGACCAGGCGGAGAAGGUCCGUCUGGAGGAUCUGGCGGAGCGCAAGAAGCGUGGAAAGGGACCCCCCAAGAAAGGUCAAGGUCGUCGUUCGACUCUCAAGAAGAAGUAGUAGUAGAGAAGGCCCUUACUGGAGCACAUCCAGGACUCGUUUGGAUGGCAUGCUGCCGUUUCCUCUUAGCUGUCUUGGUGCUUCAUCAAAUGUGGAGACGGAUCUCUGCUAUAGCAUCUGGCACCUCAGAUGGACUUGCCAUGCAUGCGGCAGUUGUAUAAUACCAAUAAAGAACUAUCUUAUAC